AUGAGUAUAAAUAGAAUUGAUUGUGAAACAAUCGCAACUGGUCUUAAUGAACCAUUAGCAAUACAAAUAGAUGAAGAACACAAUGUACUUUAUGUGUUAACAAAUUACAAAUUAACUCGAAUUAAUUUAAAUGAUAAUGAAAAUAAUGUCGACGUUGUUUAUCAACAUAAUAUAAGAUUUGGAGAAAAUAAUAUGAAUAUUAAUGAUGAUGAUGAUGAUUAUUAUUCUCAAGGUGAAUCGGAUAAUGAUGAAGAGAUGCAACGUGUAUCAGAUCCAUUUGAAGAUAGUGAACCAUCAACAGAUGAUGAUGAAGAAAAAGUAACAAAUCGAAGAAAUUGGCGUCGAUAUGGUUGGAGAAUUUAUCAAUUAGAUAAUCCAUGUUCAAUAUUAUUUUUAUCUGAACAAAAUCAAUUAAUUGUAUUAAAUGAAGGUGUUAUUACUUUUUUAAAAAUUCAAAUUGAAAAUGAUCGUCCAUUUGUUUCAAGUCCAUCAAAAAAUAUCUUUUGUUAUGAUUAUGAUAUAUUUAAUGAAAAUGAUAAAAAACAAAGUAUUCAACCAUGGUCAAUAACAUCAACUUUAAUUGAUAAAUAUUUUAUUUUUAGUUUAUUAGAUAAUGGUCAACUUUAUUCAUUAGAUAUGAGAAAUGAUGAAAAUAUAAUUAUUGAAAAAUAUCUUAAUACUGAUAUUCAUAAUUGUCCAUAUUUAAUAUUUCAUUCACAAUCCAAUAAAAUCUUUGUUUAUAAUUCUAAUCAAAUAUUUUCUAUAUCAGUUGAUGAUCGAUCAAUAAUUAAAAUAGAUUUACCAUUUAUUGAAAAAGAUAAAACUAUUUCAACAAUAACAAUAGAUAAAAAUGGAUUGAUUUAUAUAAUAUCAGAUUCAAAACUGUUUCAAUGUAAUUAUUAUCAAUUACAAAUUCAACUUAUUCAAUGUUUAGGAAUAAUUCACGUCAACAUGGAUUAUCCACAAAUGAUUAUUACUAAAACAGACAAUCAAUUUUAUUUUUCUAAUAUUGGAACAAAUUCAGUUUAUCGAUGGAAAAAACAAUAA
Molecule: messenger RNA, 1047 nt
Organism: Adineta steineri
Lineage: Eukaryota; Metazoa; Rotifera; Eurotatoria; Adinetida; Adinetidae
Source: the annotation of a GenBank genome assembly